CGUUGCUCAUCCAAGAGUUGGCAUGUUCAUGGUCCGACUGUAGACCCUGUGCCAGUACCUUAACCUUGUACUCCAGUGGCCUGCAGUGGGAUCCAUGGGUGCACUUGACCAAAUCCCGUCCGGAAUGCGAUUCGCAAACAGCAUUCAUCAGGUAGCGAGGAAAAUGCAGUCUGCCCAGAUCCAAGAGUUCGUUCUAGAUGGGAUUAAAUGAAAGCUGUAAACAUCCACUAAUUAUUGCUGUGACAGCAAGCAAACAAACCGUGACUUUACAAUCGCAGCCAGUGGAAUGGACAUCGUUGCGUUUGGUGGUCAGCAAAUCCUCAUAGAAAUCGUUGUAAUACAUGGGCGGCAGCUGAUGUGGCACCGCCAUCGCAAUCUCUGUGGGAUGUGGAGUACUAGGACCAAAACCGAAAAGAGCACUCAGCAUUUUGGAUGAACUGCUGCGAUCGGAUUGCUGCUCCUCCGCCUGCUGUUCCAGACAUUGCGGUUCGCAGCUCCUUAGACCCACCAACUCAUCGAAGACUCCAUCGCUGGAGUAUAGAUUGGCAUAUCCUUUACUAGCCAGGCUAAGUAGCGCCAGCGCUGUUAUGGAAAUUGGCAACUUGGGAAGGAAAGAGAGGUAAAUUUACUAUCCAUGUUAAUUAAGAUUUCAGAUGACUUACCCACGGCAUCCUGCUCGAUCUGUGCUUGUCCAGGGCUGAACUCCUUCUGCGGCUCUGGCCAAGAAGCCACCGCACUUUUAUACCCAUUUAGGACAAAGGUCGCCGCUCGGAUUACCUUUUGUGGCUGGGCAGCAGCAGCCAAGCAGCAUCCAUUACGGUCCGUCACCUGGACAGGAUGAAACAAUGGACAUUCAACAGUUGACACACCACAACAAUGGCAACAAACCACGCCAGGCUCAAGUGGCCCACUGGCUGAUGGGGUUGAGUCGUUCGGCUAUUUAUACUUUUUUGCGGCUUUCAAUGGGGAAAUGGCUUUAAGGCCUCAAGUGCCGCCAGAGGUGUAGGUGGCUCUGGGUGUGGAAGUGGGAGUGGCAGUGCCCAAAGGAAGCCCACUGACCCAGACAUGUGUGUAUACUGAACGCAGGCAAUCUGAUCCCCGCCCAAUGAUGACAUUGACCAGGGUGGGUUUUUUGGGUUCCGAAAUAGCUCCGAAAACGUUUUACUGUAGCAUACUUUUGGGUAAAAUGGGCUUGGUUUCAAUGGAUUUCCGAUUGAAUUUAAAUUUUCCGGAAUUUCCUUCUGCAGAGGAAGCAACUUAUGUUGUAGAUUUCCAAUCAGUUUCAUUCAAUUUGAUAGUAUUUUUCAAUUGAAAAAAUUAUAUAAUUUCAAUACUAAAUAGUAUAACCCCUAUACUUUUUAGUUUCAUUUCUAUAUCGAUGUCUAAAACUGUAGUAUUAUUAAACCACAUAAGUUUAUUUAUUAAUAUUUUGUACCCAAUAAUUUUAAAUUAAUGUAAAAUAGUUUAGUUUCUUUGACAAUUUUUUUAAAGAAGGCUAAAAAGUUUAGAGGUACUAUGUUUACUUUAACAAUAUUUCCAAAUUCCAUCCUCCAACGCCUCCUUCCGCUCGCUCCCACUAUGAGCUCACUAUGCCUUCCAUUUUGGCCAACUCGGGUCAGGUGCAGCGCCUGUGGCAUAACGAACUGCGUCCGGCUAGAACGACUGGCCAAGAGGCUAGACCGGGUCAGACCUUUGGGCUGCAGACGACUAUAGUCUAUGGAAUAGACCUCUGCUCGUAGGGAGCCCGCGAGUGUGUGAGAAACAGUGGACUCGGGGCGACUUCUAGGGCUUCUGUCGACGGGUAGCACGCACUACUGUCACUGUCCGCUGUGGACAUCCAAAUCCUCCUCAGUCGAAUUCGCGUCGUUGAGGCAAGAGCAUUGCCUGUGCCACACAGUUUGACAUGCACAGCGGGAAAAUCUGACUGCCCAAUAGCCAUCAAACUGCUAAAAUCGAGUGUAACAAGAAGACGGAAAUCCGGAGGAGAUGUUGCUUCCUCUGGUGGCGGAUUUAUGCUGAGCUCUGCAUUUCUGGGGAGACUCCAUCCGCUGUUGUUGUUGUUGUACAGUUUUUCCGCAGUCGAAUUUGUCGAAGCGGAAAAGCGAAACGAAGCAUCGCCGCGAAGCCCUCGAAGUGUCGACGAAAAUCGUUAAAAAAUAGAAAAACACUCGGCGACUAUGUCACGACGGGCUUGAAGACCCCCGCCUCCCCCCAUUUCCAUCCAUCCGCACUAGGGAGAUAUUGAGAUUGAGCGAGAUCCAAGCCGCAGUGGUGGCCACCACCUCACCACCUACUCCAUCCAUCUAAUCUCAUCCACACCCAACUCAGGAUUCGCAUGGACAAAGGCACAAUGAAGCGCAAGCAGAGGCGAUACAGAACCACCUUCAACACGCUGCAGCUGCAGGAGCUGGAGAGGGCAUUCCAGCGCACCCACUAUCCGGAUGUGUUCUUCCGCGAGGAGCUGGCCGUUCGCAUCGAUUUGACGGAGGCACGGGUGCAGGUGUGGUUCCAGAACCGACGGGCGAAGUGGCGAAAGCAGGAGAAGAUCGUCGGUCCGGGCGGGGAGUACAAGGAGGGAGCGCUGGAUCUCGAUGUGGCCUACGACGAUAGUGCUGUACUGGGUCAACUGGAUAGUGCGCUGGGUGGUGGGGGCAACCUACUGCCGGAUACUCCACCGCAGUCCUCCAACUCCCUGGACAACGAACUCAAGGCUUCCUACGGCACUGGAGCCAUGUCGCCCUCCCGCCUGUCGCCAAAUAUUUUCCUCAACCUCAACAUUGACCACCUGGGACUGGAGCGAGGUGGCAGUGGGCUCUCCAUGGAAUGGUCCACCUAUCCACCGCAAACGCAAGCGCAGACACAACCGCAGAUGGACCCGGAAAAUCAACUUCAGCAACAGCAGCACCCGCCACAACAGAUGCAAACCCAGUCGAAUCCUCAUCAGCAACAUCAGCAGAAUCAGCAGAAUCAGCACCAUCACACUGUGCAGGGUCUGGAAUUCGCCGCCUCCUUGAAUCUGGACAUGACCACCGAUGGCUCCUCCGGCUACGAUGACAUGAAGUUCCUCAGCGUGGACGUGGACCAGUUCACGAUCGACAGCUUCAAGGCGGACUGCAUCCUCAGCAUGGAGCAGUCGCAAAUGCAGCCCUAUGUGGGUCACUCCCAGCUGGUUGGCUCCUCCAAUGAACUGUGCCUGGAGGGGAUUGGCAUAUCCGCCUUUGGCAUGGAGGAGGGCGAUCCAAAGACGCCACCCUCACUCUUGGUGCUGGAUAAGACGCUGCCCUCGUUGAGCAUUGGCGUGGAGGGAAUCGUUGAUCUUGUGGAGCAACUGCAUCAUCAUCACCAGCAUGAAGGCGGUUCAGUGGGAGCUGGUGAUGUUUUGUGAAUCCAACUUAGCCUUAAUUAAUAUUGCGAGUGAGCGAGUGUCCCUGGCUGGAUUAGACAUUUCCUGGGCCUGCAAAGCUUGCAGGACUUAAGCCAAAGCCUUCAAGGGAUUGAAGCUGGGUGAGGCCCGUCGGAGAGGGAAAGACUGGCUGCUGCUGGAGGCACGGGCACCCGGCUCAGCUAGCUUAACACCUUGGCAAGCUCCUUGUGGAUUUUGCGAGGCCAAGGGCCACCCAGAUGCCACCCCCCAUUUUGGAUGCUGUCGUCAGCCAUUUUGCAUCUGACAAUGACGAGGACAAUAAGCUAAUUGAGGCUGAGGUGGAUGUCGCAGCGGGCGGACAGGCCGCAGAAUCAGAUACACACCAGCACGCUCGGAUGGCCAAAAAAUGUUUAUUAUCCCCGGUCGAGGGUUGACAUGACGGCCCAUGGUUGCGGAUGUGGAUGCGGAUGAGGAUGAGAAUACGACCGGUUGCCAUUGGAUAAUCUUCUGUUAUGAGGCCGCGCAACAAUGCGCACUGAUAAUCGCCUGUCUUUUUUCCAAAGUGAUUGAAGAUCUGACAAGUCAGUAAAAAAUUUUAUAUUUAUAAUUUUAUAAACAUAGUUUAACUUUUUAACUACAAGAAAAGAAACAAACUUUGACAAGA
Molecule: messenger RNA, 4028 nt
Organism: Drosophila elegans
Lineage: Eukaryota; Metazoa; Arthropoda; Insecta; Diptera; Drosophilidae
Gene: Pph13
Product: retina and anterior neural fold homeobox protein 2
Exons: 5
Coding region: 2336-3385 (349 amino acids)
Biological process (GO): regulation of transcription by RNA polymerase II
Molecular function (GO): RNA polymerase II transcription regulatory region sequence-specific DNA binding; DNA-binding transcription factor activity, RNA polymerase II-specific
Source: RefSeq, a predicted model, not a curated record